This is a messenger RNA of Thrips palmi, 3496 nucleotides long. RefSeq names its product protein piccolo-like. The transcript has 6 exons. Gene Ontology annotation, molecular function: serine-type endopeptidase activity. Bases 1 to 3393 code for a protein of 1130 amino acids. Gene Ontology annotation, biological process: proteolysis. NCBI's taxonomy places the organism in Eukaryota, Metazoa, Arthropoda, Insecta, Thysanoptera, Thripidae. The record is from RefSeq and is a predicted model, not a curated record.
AUGGGCGCGUUCAAGCGCCCGCGCGCCACCACGCCCGCGUCGCCGUCCUCGCCGGCCCCCGCCAAGAAGGCGGAGACCACCGCCACCACCACCAAGAAAGCGGACGACAGAGUGGAGCCGAUCACUGCCAGGCCCACGGAGCCGACCCCGGACACCUCAGGUGACGUGAUGGACAAGCUGAUGCAGGGCAAGCUGCCGGUGCGCAUCGGGCUGACGCGUGGCGAGCUCAAGGCCGUGCUCAUGAUUGUGGCGGCGCGCUUGCGGAGGGAAGGGUACGCCGUCAACAACGCCGCCUUCAGCGACUGGGACGUGGUGGCGGCCGCGGACGCCAACGCCAAGAACACGGCCGUGUACACGCUGACGCUGGCGUCGAGCGAGGUCCCUCCGAAGUGGCGGUCGCCGAUCAUCGCCCUGACGCCGUCCUCGACGGCAGCAACGGUGGCUGCCGCCCGGUGCCCGGAGUGCUCCUGCUCGCCCUGCCUCCAAGGCGCCGCUGAGCACGCCGCCCCCGGGCCGCUGAAGGCCGACAAGGCCGAGGCCACGACGAGGGAGGCCGAGACCGUCGGCCGUCCGAAACUGCUGGCCGACGAACCGGUGAGUGCGAAGGGAGGCCACAAGGCUCUCGAUGUGCGCCGCGGCCUGGAUCUGCCGGAGACGCUGCAGCAGCAGCUGGGCACCAUCAACGCCAUCAUCGCCGAGGUCAAGCAGCAGAUCGACGCCAAGGCCGAGGAGGCCAAGUUGAUGGCGACGGCGCAGGCGGCGGUGCAGACGACGGCCGCCACGGAGCUGCCAGGCAACCUGCAGAAAUCCGCACAGCUCUCGCCGUCCUCCAAACAGGGCCAGGGAGUGUGGCCAGGGCACUCAUUUGGACAGGCGGCAGCGGCAACAGCACUGUGGACGACGGCCAACCCCAGUCCAGCGGCAGAGCAGUCCGCCGCAUGGAUGGCGCCCAAAACUUUGCCUCCGCCGAGCAGCCAACCACUCCACUCUCUACUUUCACUCCCGCGUGCUAUCAGCCCCAACGAGACUCGCGGCCCGGCGGACCAGGCGGACCAGGCGCCGGGGACCCACCAAGCCAUGGCGCUCUACCGGCAGACUACCAGUCCACCCAUGCUUGCGCAAUCUCACCCAGUCCAGCAAACACCUGCUGCAGAGUUACCCACGCCGCCUUCCCAAUCCCAGAGGCACCACCAACCCCAGUUAUCAUCGGAACCCCACCAACCCGCUCAAACGCUUCUAACCUUCGAGGUGCAGGAGUACCCGCAACCACACCAUCAAUACCACUCAGGCCUUCCCUCUCACCAACCUGUACAACAUCAACUGUCACAUGAACAACACUCUCAACAACACCAGCAGCCACACCAGUACUCAUAUGCACAACACCCAUCAAUAACAGUACUUCGACCUCAGGUCCAGCAACAACCACAGAAUCCAUACCCACAACACUCGCAAAUAGCAGUGCAAUCCCAACUGGCCCAGCAACACGUAUUGUAUCCAUAUCCGCAACAACCCCUAGUCACAGUACAACCCGCGCAAGCUCAAAAACCCUUUCAGUACCCACAACAACCAUCAAAUUCAGCACUGCUCUCACAUUCAAAGCAACCCUCACAGUACCCACACCAUGAACCCGUAGAGGCCCAGCAACCGCCACAGUACCCGAACCCUCAACAACCUGCAUUAACAGUGCCACCGGCUUGGUCCCAUCAACCCCCGAAGAAGCCUACCGAACAACCCUGGCGUCCUCAGCAACCCAUGUCGCCUCCGCACUCGUCGGAGCAGCAGUCUGCUCCGAGGCCGCACCCGUCGCAGCCACAGCCUCAGACAUGGCAGUCCGUGAAUGGUCAAAACGCCCAGCCCUCGCCCAACCAGCCGCACCAGUCGCAUCAGCCUCGGCAGUUGGCGCCUGCUUACAACCAGCCCGCGCCCCAGCAGCACCAGCUCGUGUACGUGUACCAAGUGCCCGUGCCGCCUGCCGCGCAGCCACUGCAAGGCCCACAACUACCCGCCGCCCCAGCAGCUCAAGAAGUGCCCGCGCGCGCUCUUGGCGGACAACAGUCUCUGGACCACGAGGCGCCUCAGUCGUUCCGGGCCGCCGCGAUCGGCCACCUCGGCCACCAGCCUGCGUCCGACCCGCCAGGCACGGCCGUGGCCCCGGGACUGCUGCCCAAGAUCCCCGGCCUCGCCGCCAUGGAGCAGAAGCUGGAGGAGAUGGGCCUCGGGCCCUCCAGGCUGCAGGUGGGCGACGUCACCAUCGACGUGAACCUCAAAUCGCCGCCCUCGUUGGGCGGCCUUGGCGACGUCAGCUUCCCCGACGGCCCCGCCUUCAUGGCGCGCUCCGCGCCGGUGCCGGACGACGAUGUCCCGGCCUCGUCCAACACGACGGGGUCGGCCUUUGCGACUGCGGCCACUACGGCGACUCCGGGGGCAGAGAAGGAGCAAGACCAUGACGGCGGGCGCGAGGAAGCAUCGACGUCCCCGUCCACCACGCUGGUCCACCACAACUCCAGCUCGACGCGGCACGUGACCAGCGCCGCGACGCCCGCGACCCGGCAGCGGCACUCGACCAGCCAAUCAGACGGCGGCGACGCCGAAGCCGCCGGGGACGAGGGCACCGAGCUUGCCGACUCGAGUGAGGACCUCGGGGGGGAAGACGAGGAGAACGAUGAGGACGAGGAGGACGAUGAUGAGGAGGAUUGGGGGCGGGUUAUUAACGGAGAGGACGCGAGUAUCACGGACGUGCCGUACCAGGUGGCGCUCGAGCACAACGGGCGGCUGUGGUGCGGCGGCAGCAUCAUCGGCAAGACGUGGGUCAUGACGGCGGCACACUGCGUCCAGGGACGGAGGCGGGCUGCUGCGUGGCGAGUACGAGCGGGGGCGACCCUCAGGGAGACUGGCGGGAAGCUGGUUAAGGUGCGCCAGGUCUUCCCUCAUCCCAAGUACAAGCAGCUAAAGUACGAUGUGGCCCUGUUCAAGCUGGCCGAGACCCUGACCUACUCCAGCUCCAUCAAGGCCGUCAAGCUGCCCGGCAAGGGCCACGAAGACGCGACCCCAGGCGCGGCCAUGACCAUAUCAGGAUGGGGUAAAGUGAAGCCGAAUGGCUACCAGUACCCGCGGGUCCUGCAGAAGGCGACGGUGUCUGUCGUCGCGCGAGACGAGUGCAGCAAGCGGUACUCGAACACGCCCUUCGGGCCCAUCUCCAACGUGGAGGUCUGCGCAGGCGGGGACCAUACGGACACCUGUCAGGGAGACAGCGGCGGCCCGAUGGUCGACAGCUCAGGCACCCAGAUGGGCAUCACGUCCUGGGGCGAGGGCUGCGCAGAGCUGCCGGGCGUCUACUCUAACAUCGCCCACCCAGACCUCAGAGAGUUCGUGCGGAAGACAGCUGGCGUUUAGUGACAUCCACACUCACGCAAUAAAUCAAAAACCCCUUACAUGGCAUGAGAAAUAGAAAAUAAAAUAAAGAGAAAAACAGAAAAGGAGUCUUAUGCAAAAUAUU